AUGGAGGGAAUGGAAAACCAUGUGGAGAAAUUAUUGUCAGUGGGUAAAUGGGGAGGAAUCUUCUUCUACCAUUUCAUUCUACGUAUUUCUGCAUUCUGCUAUGUGGUAUACGGCAAUGAAGCUAAAUGUGCAAUAGCUGCAGCAAAGUGUGUACCACAACAUUCAAGUUUAAUUAAUAGCAACUCAACUUGCGAAGAGCUCGGACCUCUUGGAAACUGUUUGGUUGGCGGUGGUUGCGAAUCAUCCGAUUUUACCUAUCAGGCUCAAGCUAAAGCUUAUGGACUGACUGGCUGUACUUUUAACGGUGCGGAAGCAGUGUUCAUCAGCUUCUCUUUGGUAGUUGCUAUGGUGUCCUUAGCACAGUUUCUAACCCGAUAAUUGUCUUAAAUUUCUAUAAAAGAAAAUAACAACAAUUCUUUUAUUCAACUCAUAACUCUCUGUCAAUGUCCUAAAUUUAUAAUUAUUCUAUAAUCAAUCUGUUCAAAAGAAAUCGAUCCAUCUGAAUUAAAAUAUUUCGUUUAAG
Molecule: messenger RNA, 523 nt
Organism: Lottia gigantea (owl limpet)
Lineage: Eukaryota; Metazoa; Mollusca; Gastropoda; Lottiidae
Exons: 4
Coding region: 1-378 (125 amino acids)
Source: RefSeq, a predicted model, not a curated record